CCUAGCUUCCUCGCAUGCUGCAGAGUUAGUUGAAGAGGACAUUAACUGCUUCACUUCUCUGACAUGCUUCUCCACAAAACUCAUCAUUUCGUCAAACAAUUUUCCACUUCUAUCAAUUGGAGAAGACAAAUCAAACAAACCCAUUUGGUCCACCAAAUUUCAUCCAUUCUCUUACAAAGAAACAACUGGACUUCUCUUCUGCAGAAUCUCAAUCUCUCCUCCAAACUAACCCCUUCUAUCUUCCUCCAAAUCCUUAAAAGAACUCAAAACAAUCCACAAAUGUCUCUCAAUUUCUUCAAUUGGACCAAAACAAAUUUGCACUUCAAUCCUGACCUCAAAUCCCAAUGCCAUAUCAUCCUACUAGCGGUUGGGUCAGCUCAAUUGCAACUUGUAAAACCCAUCUUGGAUUCUUCAAUCAACUCGCACUCUGCAACAGUGUUUACUCGUUCCAUGAUUGAAGCUUGUAAAGGUAGAGAUUCUCAAUCUGAUGCUUUAAGCUUAGUUCUUGAAUGUUAUUCAAUUAAGGGUUUGUUUAUUGAUGGUUUAGAAGUUUAUCGAAUGAUGAGAGUUUGUGGAUGUGUUCCUUUUAUAAGAGCAUGUAAUAAGUUGCUUGAUGCUAUAUAUAGAGAAAACCAGAUAAGAUUGUGUUGGUGUUUAUAUGGUGCCAUGAUCCGAGAUGGGAUUUUGCCAGAUAAGUUUACUUGGUCAGUAAUUGCUCAAAUUCUCUGGAAAGAUGGGAAAUUUAACAUGAUUUUAAGAUUGUUGGAUUUGGGUAUUUAUAAUUCAUUCAUGUAUAAUCUUGUUAUUGAAUUCUAUAGCAAAAGUGGGGAUUUUACAGCUGCAUUUGAGAGACUAACUGAGAUGUAUGAUAAGAGAAAAAUUCACCCUGGUUUUAGUACUUAUAGUUCAAUACUUGAUGGGGCUUGUAAAUAUGAAAAUAUUGAAGUGGCUGAUAGGAUUAUGGGGAUAAUGGUAGAGAAGACAAUGCUUCCAAAAUGUUUUGUUUCCGGAAAUGAUUCUAUUAUUCAGAAGCUUUGUGAUUUGGGGAAGACAUAUGCAGCUGAGAAAAUUUUCAAGAGAGCUUGUGAUGAGAAGAUCGAUUUACGGGAUGAUACAUAUGGGUGUAUGUUAAGGGCCUCGUCUGAAGAAGGAAGAGUAAAGGAAGCGAUUCACAUUUAUCAAUUAAUUUUGAAAAAGGCUAUAUCUGUGAAAGACAGUAGUUAUCAUGCAUUUGUAAAUGCUCUUUGCCAAGAAGAUCAACCUGGGGGGGUACGAGAAUUGUUAAGGGAUCUCAUAAAAAAAGGAUAUAGUCCUUCUGCGAUGGAAUUGUCUAAAUUUGUAUCAUUACAAUGUUUUGAAGGAAGAUGGGAGGAAGUAGAGGAAUUGUUGAAUGCGAUAUUUGAGAAAAAUGUAUUGCUUGAUUCUUUCUGUUGUUGCUCCUUAAUGGAGCAUUACUGCUCCAGUGGUCUGAUUGAUAAAGCUUUUGCAUUGCAUGCUAAGAUAGAAAAAUUGAAGGGCAGUUUGGAUGUAAAAACAUAUAAUGCACUUCUCGAUGGGCUUUUUAAAUUGAAAAGGAUUGAAGAAGCAGUAAGUGUGUUUGAUUACAUGAACAAACUUAAUCUGGUGAGCAGCUCAAGUUUUGGGAUUAUGAUUAGGGGGCUCUGUGGUGUAAAGCAGCUGAAAAAAGCCAUGAAAAUUCAUGAUGAAAUGUUGAAGAUGGGUCACAAACCCGAUGAAGCAACAUAUAAAGGAUUGAUUUCCGGAUUUAAGUGAUAGAGUAUAAACAACUGAAUGAAAAAGAUAAUCAGGUUGUACCCAAUUUUUGAGAACAUAAAUCUUGUUUAUACUGCAACUUCAGCUAUUUAUUGAGGCCAGUUGAGUUACAGCAACCGUUCUUAUAUCAUUUGGCAAUUUCUUUUCCAUUU
Messenger RNA from Pistacia vera, 1925 nucleotides. Its product is annotated as pentatricopeptide repeat-containing protein At4g21170. The transcript has a single exon. Gene Ontology annotation, molecular function: protein binding. Bases 64 to 1773 code for a protein of 569 amino acids. The record is from RefSeq and is a predicted model, not a curated record. NCBI's taxonomy places the organism in Eukaryota, Viridiplantae, Streptophyta, Magnoliopsida, Sapindales, Anacardiaceae.